This is a messenger RNA of Sclerotinia sclerotiorum 1980 UF-70, 333 nucleotides long. RefSeq lists its product as hypothetical. Bases 1 to 333 code for a protein of 110 amino acids. The record is from RefSeq and is a predicted model, not a curated record. The transcript is spliced from 3 exons. NCBI's taxonomy places the organism in Eukaryota, Fungi, Ascomycota, Leotiomycetes, Helotiales, Sclerotiniaceae.
AUGGCACCAUCCACCUCCCUCUUUCAGUGCUUUAUGAGACGUGAGCACGAUACUCCUAAGCUUAACCGUUAUGAAGGCAGUGGACCAUCGGUUGCCGUGGGCUUUCAAAACCGUGGUUUGCAUGUUUUUGCUACACCUCGAACGUUCUCCGAAAUUUCACAUCUCGAAGAUCUUCCCAAUAUCACGCUAUUGGAGCUGGAUGUUAUCAAUUCACAAAGCAUUAUUGCUGCCCUUGAUGCUAUCAAAGCUCAGAUGAGCGGAAAACUGGGCUAUCUGGUGAGCAGCGGUGCAUCUAAAGCUACUCUGAUGCUUCUUUCUGAGAGGGUGAAUUGA